CCUACAUGCAUAAGACCUGAAAGAGUGAGGCACUGCAAACACCUAGGGAGAAGAACGGUACAGCUUGAACACAUCCUGUACUGCCAGCAUGGGAUCAGGCUCUUCAUCCUACGCCCCAAAAACCAUCUACCUGGAUGUGGAUGGAAAAGUACAGAAGGUUUUGUUCAGUCGUCAUUGCAGUCCAUGUGACAUUAAAGAGCUUUUGUGUUCUUCUUCCAACAUCUCCAGGACCACAGCUGUAAUGUUGGUGAACCCUGAGGGAGCUCUGGUAUCCAUCGAUCCCACCAUGCCCACCAACUCACCCAAUUCUCUAUAUAAAGUUGUUCCCUUAUCCACGGGUCAGUUGGGAGAAAAAGAAGACAUGUUCCAGAACGUGUUAUCACAGGUGGCGGAGCAGUUCAGCAGAGCCUUCAAGAUCAAUGAACUGAAAACUGAAGUGACCAAUAGGCUGGCUAUGUUGGAGAAGAGGGUGGAGUUGGAGGGCCUGAAGGUUGUGGAGAUUGAAAAGUGCAAGAACGAUUUAAAGAAGCUGAGAGAUGAGAUGACUUCCAGAGGAGGAGGAAGAGUGAAUUGCCCUUGUAAGUACAACUUCUCGGACGAUGGAAAGAAGUUAACUCCCAGAAGGGAUGUGCCCAGCUAUCCAAAGUACACACUCUCUCAGGAGACUAUUGAAGCUCUGAAGAAGCCAACGUUUGAUGUCUGGCACUGGGAACAUAAUGAAAUGCUCAGUUGCUUGGAAUACAUGUACCAUGAUUUAGGCUUGGUAAAGGAGUUUAACAUGAACCCCAUUACUCUCAAACGUUGGCUGCUUGGUAUUCAAGAGAAUUAUCGUAGCAAUCCGUUCCAUAACUUCCGCCAUUGCUUCUGUGUGAGCCAGAUGAUGUACGGAAUGAUUCACCUCUGUAACCUUCAGCAGGAAAAGCUCACACUGACAGACCUGGGCAUUUUAAUGACUGCUGCAGUAUGUCACGACUUGGACCAUCCAGGCUACAAUAACACGUACCAGAUAAAUGCACGCACUGAGCUAGCUGUACGUUACAACGACAUCUCUCCUCUGGAGAACCACCACUGUGCUGUGGCCUUUCAGAUCCUCGCUUUGCCCGAGUGUAACAUCUUUGCCAACGUGGACUCUGAAGCAUUCAAACAGAUCCGUCAGGCGAUCAUCACACUGAUUUUGGCUACUGAUAUGGCCAGGCAUGGAGAGAUCCUGGACUCUUUCAAGCACAAAGUGGACAAUUUUGACUUUACCAAUGAGGAACAUGUAACCUGUCUGAAGAUGGUCUUGAUCAAAUGCUGUGACAUUUCCAAUGAAGUCAGGCCCACAGACGUUGCUGAGCCAUGGGUGGACUGUCUUCUGGAAGAGUACUUCAUGCAGAGUGACAGAGAGAAGUCUGAGGGGCUACCUGUCGCUCCAUUUAUGGACAGAGACAAAGUAACCAAGCCUACAGCUCAGAUUGGCUUCAUUAAGUUUGUCCUCAUCCCCAUGUUUGAAACCGUAAUGAAGCUUUUUCCACAGAUCGAGGAGAUCAUGGUACAACCUCUAAGAGACUCCAGAGAUCAUUAUGAGGAGCUCAAGCAGAUUGACGAUGCCAUGACUGAGGGAUCUUGUUUCCUGGCCCGUUUUCACAGAGCACUGGUCUGAAGCUUUGAUAAGACUCUCCAUUCAUUGGACUACCCUAAAGCUGAAGUGGUGUUCAAGAUGGUUCCUCACUGUGCUGAAUCCCAAAGAGCGAUCUUAACUACUCAGGCUUGUGGAACUGGGAGAAAGUUUCUCUCAACAUAGCUGCAAACAGAUAGUCUGGUAGCCUGUGGGUUUGCUAGGUUUUCCUGAUCUUCCUUCUUUUUGUGCGAUCUUGGCUUUUUAGUGUUACACUGGGAUGCCCGUUAGAGGAUACAAAUAGCAUUAAUUAUAUUGUAUUAUGACAUUGCUGAUUAAUGUUACAAGAAUACAAGACCAGAUUGAAUAGCAAGAUAGACCAAAAAACUUAUAGAGAAUUGUUGAGUUUUAUGUUGAAAUAAUGAUAUUUAUUAAUAAAAAUCUAAUUAUUAAUUAUAAAAUUAAGUGAAAUGUUAAUACAGCACAGUACUGUAUACAUAAAAUAGUUUUGGAAUGUAACCACCGUGAUAAAUGGGGGAUUACUGUAAUCCACAAAGGUUUUUCAUUAUUAGCAAUUAUCAAUGAAAAAUAUUAAUAAAAAGGCAUUGAUUGAUGGAUAAACUUGCGCAUUAUGAUAGAUGAGUUUGCAAUGUGUGAUUUACAUUGAUUUAGAUUGUAACUCACUUGUUUACAUCAAAACAAUAAUUAAUAUUUUUCCCUUAAAUUAUUUACUGUUGUCAUUUCCAUCUUUUAAAAAAAAAUCACUAUUCUGUGUAGCACAAUAAAGUCUUCACUAAUGU
Molecule: messenger RNA, 2397 nt
Organism: Silurus meridionalis
Lineage: Eukaryota; Metazoa; Chordata; Actinopteri; Siluriformes; Siluridae
Gene: pde9ac
Product: phosphodiesterase 9ac
Exons: 18
Coding region: 89-1642 (517 amino acids)
Biological process (GO): cGMP catabolic process
Molecular function (GO): 3',5'-cyclic-GMP phosphodiesterase activity
Source: RefSeq, a predicted model, not a curated record